Molecule: messenger RNA, 4595 nt
Organism: Neohortaea acidophila
Lineage: Eukaryota; Fungi; Ascomycota; Dothideomycetes; Mycosphaerellales; Teratosphaeriaceae
Product: trafficking protein particle complex subunit 10
Exons: 2
Coding region: 82-4527 (1481 amino acids)
Biological process (GO): early endosome to Golgi transport; intra-Golgi vesicle-mediated transport
Cellular component (GO): TRAPPII protein complex
Molecular function (GO): protein binding
Source: RefSeq, a predicted model, not a curated record
GGCAAAGCACCGGCAUCCACGGUGUAGCAUUCGCGAUGCCUCAGACUGUACGUCCGCUUUCAGAUUGCAACAUCGCGAGGGAUGGACUCCUCGAGCAAGGUCACCGUCGAGUAUCAUGAUCCUUCUGGAAUCUUCCCCCUCAUCUCGCGCGACCUCUCCUCCCGCCUACCGCUACGAAACCUCAACUGGCGCUCGCAAAACCGACCUCUACGCCAGAUAAAGUCGCUCCACCUCGAUUUCGUGCCCGACAGUCUCACAAAGAAAUCCUUGCAGCCGCCCGGGCCCCAGAACAACUCUGAGCGCAACACCAGCUUCGACAUCGUGGGCAAUGGAGGCGAUCAGCGCAAGACCAAUGCGCGCGAGCGAAGACACCAGAUCCCAGGCCUCCAGACCAGUCCGUACCUGAAGAUCUACAUCUUAAGAUGCGACGACAAAGUGACAUACAAGGAGUCGGAGCGCGCCAAAGUGCGCGAGUGGAUUCGGCAAAGUACGGCGGCGAAGAAGAAAGGCGAACACGAUGCGUUCGAGUACUUGAUUCUGCACGUUAUCAUUCCCGACACCGUAGCCGCCAGUGAGCCUCGUUGGCGCGAGAUCAAGUCCGAAGAGAUUGACGACUUGAAAGAGCGACCGAAGCAGGGCGCCAAAUGGCCGGGGAAGAGCUCCAGGACCGUCUUCGAUAAGCUCAGGGCCGACUUCAACGAGUCGGGCAAGAAUGCGAAAGAUCGGAUCGCUCAGAUCAGGUUGCCAAAGGAAAACUUCCCGGCCGAUCUCCUGCCCACCCCAGGCAUCUCCUCAACACUCAAGGAGACGGCGGAAGAGCGCGAGAAAGCUUGGAUUGACUUGAUCGGCAAAAUUCGCACACUCAUACUCGACCCCUUUGAUCAGCGAGUGAGGCAAUAUGAGGCCGAUAUCACCGAACAAGAAUCGAGGCGGUCAAUGCCUGGGUUCAACUUCUGCACCUUCUUCAUCUACAAGGAAGGCCUGGCGAAAGCUUUGGAGAGCAUCGGGCUCAUCGAGGAUGCGUUGGUCAUCUACGACGAACUAGCCGUCGGCCUCGAACUGGUCCUUCGAGACAUCGCGUCAGGAAGGGCGGAAGGCACUGCUACGACCUUCGCACCCUACACGGACGAUAUCAAAGAGCGACUGACUGGAGCGAGCAGACCAGUAACGAAUGGCACUGAGCCAGAGGGCCUCGAUGGCACGAUUACGAUCAGCGAGACCAUCGAAGACGACUACCGCGAGAAGAUUGUGCGAAGCAGCAUCUCCGUCUUCGAUUUCUACAUCUACCUCUUCUCGCGUCAGAAAACCAUCAUUCUGCGACUGGCAAACGCCAAGGCCGCGCGGAUACAGCUCGGCCUCUCUCCUAAAGGCGGCAGCGAGGAUCUGAUCUUGAUCUCCGAGGUCUGUUGGCGCGCUGCAAGCUUCAUUCACAACAAUGCGCGCAUCCUGAGGGCCGACCUAUUGAUGUGUAGAGACUUUGAGACCACGAUGAAACUCUCGGACGCAGAUGUGGAGAGUCUCGUGUAUCUGUGGAUGUAUGAAGCGGCGGGAAAGGUGCUUCAGGAGACAGCAUCAUUCGCCCUGGAGAACCUGCCGGAAUUGGGCAGUGGCAAUCACCCGACUAAUGGGCACUUGAAGAGCCCCACAUCCGGUCUGCGUGUGCCUGGCGGUCUCAGUGCUUAUCCCAGCCGCACGAGCAGUCUUCGCACCAACAGUCUUCCUCCACGGAAUUCACGACUCGCCGAGCUACGGAAUCGGCCGUCGUUGCAAUCGGCUUCGGAGACUGAUCUGAUGGCCCGGCCUCCAAGUUCUGGAUCCGAGGAUGCGACAUUUGCAGACACACAGCCUGGUUUUGCCGAGCUCGUAAGCUACCGCGCAUCCCUGAUUAUGAUGCAAAGAAAGGCUCUCGAGCUGCUCGCGCAACAAAGAGGAUGGCAAACUGGAUGGACGACUAUUAAGCGGAGUGCUCGUCUACAGAUGAGUGAAGUUGCGCUCAACGACACCAUCAAGGAGCAAGUCAACGGCCAUGGUCAAGAUCACACGGCAGGGUCGAGCUUGCUUAGUCCAGGGUUGGAAUCAGCAUUAUCAUCUGAGGCAGCCUUUCACGAAACCUACGAGCGUCUCAGCGAGGAUGCAAUGCGCUACCACAUCACCGCCACGCAAGCCAAAUCCGCCGAAGCAGUCGUUGGCGACCUGGCCAUCCUCAAAUACCAUCAAGGCAACUACGAGGCUGCCGUAUCCUACUUUCAGCACGUCCUGCCGCUGUACACAGACGGCGGAUGGAAUCUUAUGGAAAUCGAGGCGCUGAGCAUCUACGCGACGUGUCUCAAGGAGCUUGGCAAGCGUGAAGAGUACGUGAGGACUUCACUACUGUUGCUUGGGAAGGUGUGCGCGAAGAACCGAACCAAAGCUACGCGGUGGACGAAGCCGGAUGUUGAUGACGAAACGUCCAGCAAGUUUGUCGGCCUCAUGGACACGCUUGUUGUUGCAUCGAGACAAUUCGAUUUGGAGGUUGUGGCUCCAGCUGAGCAGUUCGUCAACCGUGUCCGAUUGGAUCGAGCUAUCCAACUUCAUGACGACUGCGACGGCUUUUCGGUGCCACUGACGCUCAAUUCCCUGCUGGCAGAGUCAUUGCAGCUCGACCGCGUCAGCGCGCGACUGGCGAGCGUGGCAGAUCCAAACCAGACCAUUGAUCUUGCCGUCACCGGUCCCGUGCACAUGCGAGGAGGGUCGAACGAGUUCCUCCUCGAAAGCGUCGCGGUAGCCUUCGGUGCAUACCGCGUCGACCGGCUACUUUUUGAGGCGGGAAGGAUUCGAUUCGAACACGACUUCUCUCAGAACCAAGGCGAGCCUGGCGCACAGAGUGACAUUCUUGAGAUGCCUGACGACCCCCACCAAAAUCGCAUCUUCCUAUAUCCGGCGCAGGAAGCAUUCAAAGCGGAGUUGUCAUUACAAUCAGAUAUCCAGCUCGAGGCAACACGGUGGGUGGAGGUCCGCCUGAACAGCGGACGGAAUCACAUCGAUGCCCUCGAUCUGAGACUUAAGCCUGCUUCCGCCGGACUACGACUACGGCUCGCCGAUGCUGUCUACGGCAAUGUCGACGCACGCGAGGAGGAAGCGUCGACCCCGGGCCAACUGGCUCUCGCAGCACUUCCGCCUCACACGUCAGCCGUGGUGCAGGUGCCGUAUUCUUUUGAGCAACCCGCGGACCGGGAUAUCCUGAUCCGCUUCACGGCCUCCUACCGCACCUCUCAGGGAGCCUUCACGUUCGUUGAGUCGUUCAGACUUCCCACAAAACUACCCUUGAGUGUCGACGUGCACGACAACUUCCAAUUCGAUGCGCUCGUAUCGGGCUUCACUAUCCGCACGACAACGACGUCGCCGCUUUGCGUCACGCACGCCGCGCUGCAGUCCUCGUCCGCGUAUGAAGUCAGCGGGCCGCCCGCGAUUUCCAUUCCCAUGCCUGUGUUCGAAGGCGAGCCUGCCAAGUUGGCCUACAAAGUUAUACGUCGCGAGGUACCGAAUGACAGUUUCAAGGGCGGCAAUCGGAAGGACUCACUGGCUCUGGAUGUGACCUAUCAUCUGGUAGAUGAAGCGUUGCACACUACCGUUCUGGCGAGAUUUCAAGACGCCGUGGCCAACAGUCCCUUUGCCCACCUGUCGCGACUGCUGACUUCGGUGAUGACGCUCAACGCCAAGAAGCACUGGACCCCUGCAGACACGCAAAUGGCCCUUCUCGUCCACGAGAGCAGCAUCCCGAGCUUCAACGACAUCGGCUGGGAAGAGAUCAUCCCCUGCCUACCGAGCGAAGUGCGGCACGACAUCACCACAUGGCUGAAAGACUGGCACGCCCACAAUACGCGCAUCGCUUUCGGCCCGGAGACGGGAAGCGUAGGCUGCGUGCGCUCCAUCUCCAUCGCUGUCGACGUGCCUAGCGUCGACGUUGUGCAUAGAGUCUCACUUGCGUUGGUCGAGCAGCCGCGGCAGAUUAAACACUACCCGCCCAUUCUUCCUGUGGGCCAGCCGAUCCACGCGCAGCUGCGAAUCGCGAGCACGGGAAUCUGGGGUCGGCGCGGCGAUGGUGCGAGAAGCGGUUCGAGCAAGAAAAUCCUGCCGAAGAACUUCCACUACGAACUCCUCGCCGAUCCUGACGCCUGGCUUGUCGGAGGGCAGCGCAGAGGCCACUUCGUCUUCCAAGAAGGACGAGAGACGCUCGUCGAGCUUGUUCUGAUCCCACUGCGACUCGGAUUUCUUUCCCUUCCGUCCAUAGAUGUGCAGCCCGAGGCGCCGGAACAGCAGGGGACCGAAGGGGCGAGAGAGGACGGGCGGGGGCCCGGUGAUGCUGCAGCUACCAUCACGACGGAAACGCACUACGAAAGUCGCGCGGAGGUUGUGCAGGUUUUCCGCAACGAGAAGACGACGCGAGUGGACAUUCCGGAGACGGCGAAGGCGAUGACGACGACGACGACGACGAGGCCGGUGUCGAGGCUGGGCUCCGCGGGGACAAAGGGGAGCGAGGCUGCUUGAUGAGAUCGAUUUGGCGAUGGUGUUGGGCCUUUUCUUCUAUGACUUAUGACGAUUGCAUCCAGAGUCAC